AUGGGACACGGGCAGCAUGAACAUAUGUUGAAAGGAAAACGAAGUGAGAACUACGUAGCAAAAUCAAGUUUACGCAUGAACAAUCAUAAGCGCCAGCUUAGCAAAUGUAUGCCCCUGAAAGUGAAGGCUAGGCCAAUCGUGAUGCAUGCGUUCCAGGACCUCGUCACACCGAAGCACACCAAGGCACACCGAGUGGCAUGUGUCGGCGGCAUGACAUCGGCUGCCCUGACGGCGCCUCUUGACGUUCUGAAGACACGCCUCCAAUCCGACUUUUACCAAUCUCAGCUGCGGGCUUCUCGUCCUGCCGUUGCCCUCAAUCCGUUUUCCGCCGCCGCCUUCCACCUCCGCGAUACCCUAUCCAUUCUCUCCUCUGUCUACAAGCUCGAGGGCCCGCGGGCCCUGUUCAAAGGCCUCGGCCCGAAUCUGACGGGUGUCGUCCCGGCGCGCGCCAUCAAUUUCUACACCUACGGCAACGGCAAGCGUCUCAUCGCCCAGCACGCCAACGACGGCAAGGAGGCGGCUUGGGUGCACCUCUGCGCGGCGGCCGCGGCGGGCAUCGUGACAAGCACGGCGACGAACCCGAUCUGGAUGGUCAAGACGCGCCUGCAGCUCGACAAGACGAUCGUCGAAAAGGCGGGCGGCGCCGCGACGCGCCAGUACCGCAACAGCAUCGACUGCAUCCGGCAGGUGCUGGGCACCGAAGGCAUCCGCGGCCUGUACAAGGGCAUGAGCGCCAGCUACCUCGGCGUCACAGAGAGCACGCUGCAGUGGAUGAUGUACGAGCAGAUGAAGCGCUACCUAAAGGAGCGCAACGACAAGAUUAUCGCGAGCGGCCGCGACAAGACGGUGUGGGAUACGAUGGUCGACUGGACGGGCAAGAUCAUCUCCGCUGGCGGUGCCAAGUUUGUGGCCGCCGUUAUCGCGUACCCUCACGAAGUCGCACGGACAAGGCUACGACAGGCGCCCGAGGCCAACGGCCGGCUCAAGUACACCGGUCUCAUGCAGUGCUUCAAGCUGGUGUGGAAGGAAGAAGGCUUCAUGGGCCUUUACGGCGGCCUGACGCCGCACCUGAUGCGGACGGUGCCGAGCGCCGCCAUCAUGUUUGGCAUGUAUGAGGGCAUCCUCCGACUGUUCGACGUGCCAUCCAAUGAGGAAGAAUGA
Messenger RNA from Verticillium dahliae VdLs.17, 1161 nucleotides. Its product is annotated as mitochondrial carrier protein RIM2. Gene Ontology annotation, biological process: pyrimidine nucleotide import into mitochondrion. Gene Ontology annotation, molecular function: pyrimidine nucleotide transmembrane transporter activity. The record is from RefSeq and is a predicted model, not a curated record. Lineage: Eukaryota; Fungi; Ascomycota; Sordariomycetes; Glomerellales; Plectosphaerellaceae. The transcript is spliced from 3 exons. Bases 1 to 1161 code for a protein of 386 amino acids. Gene Ontology annotation, cellular component: mitochondrion.